CUUAUUUCCAUAAAAAAUUUUUGUUGAUAUCCUUGAAAAAAAAAUCUGUUUUCUCAUACAUUGCUUAAACCAAAUAUUAGUAAAUAUUUCAAUAUUGAAAUGCAUAUUCGAACGAAUGAAGUGGUUUCCCUGAUUAUUCGUGAAAGAUUUGGACCAAUAAUAGAGAAAGUAGUUCAUGUUCUUCAUACUCAAAGUACAUCAACUUUAAAGGAAAUAAGACAAAAAACAGAACUUCCUCUAGAUAAGGUAAAAGAAGCUUUAUGUAUUCUGAUAAAAUAUAGGCUUGUGUCAUUCGAACCAUCUGAGAAAUACACUAAUGUUGCAUAUUACUCAUUAUGUGUUGGAAAUAUAAUAUUGAUGUUGCGUUAUCCAAAAUAUAUGAUCGUGAUAAAGAAAAAAUUUGGUGAUCAGUCAGAAAUGAUUAUAGAAGAAUUAUUGCAAAAUAGUUAUUUGACUGCCCAAAACAUAAUCCUGAAUGUAGCUGAAAGAUUGAAAUGUGAUAAAAAUGAACUCUGCCAUAUAAGGGAUACAUUUUGUUCUCUAGUUGUAGCCAAAUAUAUACGAAAACUACCUAAAAAAAUAAUUAAUGAGGAAGAUGAACUCCAAGUUCCUACAUUUGAUAAUUCUGAAGAAGAAGCCUUUUCUACACCUACUGUUGACUUGAAAUUAUUAACUCAAGUAUACAUAAAGAAAAUAGAGAAAAAAGAAUUACCUAAAGAUGAUUAUUGGAUUGUGAAUUUUGAUAGAUACCAUCAAGACAUGAGAGAUCAAUGUAUUGUGGAUGCUUUUGUUAACAGAAUUGAUGAAAGUGCUGGAACCUUUGUUGGAUUACUUCUUCAACAGAUGUAUAUCCGAACAGAACCUUGGGCUGAUUCUUCAAAUCCUGUACCAUUAUCUGAAAUUAAACAUAUUCUUACAAAGAAAAUGAUAAAUCCAAAUUUAGUAACUUUCUUUGAUCAAUAUGUAAAUGUUAUUGAGCAAGAUAACCACCACAUUGUGGUCAGAUCUGGUGAGGCAAGUGGUGGAUCUUUCCAAAUUCAUCUGAAAAAAGCUUUUACUGCACUGGCAUGGGAACUAGUGGAGCAAGUAAUCCUACAAAAGUUUGAUUCAAAAGCUACCAGAAUAUUCAGGUUGGUUAAAGAGAAAGAGUAUAUAGAUCCCGAACAACUUCAACAAUUAGUAAUGAUUCCAUCCAAAGAUGCUAAAAGAAUUUCAUAUCAAUUGGUACAAGAAAGAUUCCUGAAAAUGAGAGAUUUUAAAAAGCCUACUUCUAAUAGUGGACCAGUUAAAUCUGCGACAUUAUUCUAUAUAGACCUCAAUACAGUUGUAGAAAAUUUGUAUAGUUUAAGCUUCAAAACUUUACGAAAUAUUAUGUUAAGAAGAAAUCACCUUUAUGACACUAAUAAAAGACUUUUGGAAAAAAAACAAAGAUGUGAUAUGAUUGUCAUGAUGAUGAAGACACAGGGUGCUACUGCGGAACAAAUAUCGGAAUUUGAAGAAAACAUUUCUCCUCCUGAAAGAGAGAUUAUUAACAAUGUUGAAAGGCAAAUGAAAAAACUCAGCUUGGCGGAAUUAGAAAUGGAUAAUACUAUAUUCAUAAUAGAAAUGUAUCUCAAAUAUCAUUUCCACAAAAUUCUUUAUUAAUAGUAUUCUAAUAAGUAUAUUUCUGGAAUGAUUACCAUAUUAAUUUUGUUAUAUACAUAUUUUUGUGUUUUUUAUUAAUCUUAAAUCGAAAGUUUAGCGAAAUUAUGACAGGUAUACCUGAUAUAAAAUGACAAUAUUUUGUAUAUACAACAGAUAAGUAAAUAUGAUCGAAAAUUU
Molecule: messenger RNA, 1821 nt
Organism: Harmonia axyridis
Lineage: Eukaryota; Metazoa; Arthropoda; Insecta; Coleoptera; Coccinellidae
Gene: Polr3C
Product: DNA-directed RNA polymerase III subunit RPC3
Exons: 4
Coding region: 100-1644 (514 amino acids)
Biological process (GO): DNA-templated transcription
Cellular component (GO): RNA polymerase III complex
Molecular function (GO): single-stranded DNA binding
Source: RefSeq, a predicted model, not a curated record